GGCUGGUAGGGGUUUUCUAUUUAUUUAUUUUUUUGACUCCCUUUCCCCCAUCACGACCGUCCCCCCUUUCCCCGUUGUUUUUCCUCCGUGGUGUCUAUAUACAGCGAUAGUAUCUUGUUGCAUUUGGCGUGUUCCGUCCGUACUUUGCAGUUCAGCUUCGAGUCUUUCGUUUGAAAUCAUCUUUUGCAUAUUUUACAUUCGCUUCUCGACAAAAGCAAAGAUGCAGUUGACAACUCUUCUGUUGGCAUCCAUUGCCUCCCUGGCAGCUGCUCAGACUGCCACCUCCACGGCAGCCACAAGCACCUCAACCUCCAGCUGCGCUGCCCAAAACAUCCUCGAUGCCUGCCUGGCCACCAUCCAGGGACAGGUCAACUCGUGCGAGAGCACUGACUACGGCUGCCUGUGCACGCAGUACGGCAACCUGCUGACCUGCUACAACAACUGCCCCAACGACCCCGGCGUCACGUCCGUCCAGCAGGAGCGCGAGCAAUACUGCGCCGCCGCUUCCGCCUACCCGUCCACCACCACCACCGCCGCUGUCGCGACCACCACCAGCAGCGACUCGUCCAGCGCAGCCGCCACGACCACCUCGGGCUCUGCAACCUCGACCGACUUCUCGUUUGGCUCCGGCAGCUCCUCGUCCUCCGGCGCCAGCGCCAGCGCGACCGACGGUUCCUCGUCUGGCAACGCUGCUCCAACCUUGGAGCUGGGCCGUGGCAUCGUUGCUCUUGCCCUUGCCGGACUGGGUCUUGUCUUGUAAAAAAAGAAAGAAAGGACAACCACCUACAAAAAAUAGCUGGGUCAAUGUUAUUGAUACUCCUUGCUGUGUGUUCUCUGUUUUGGUCGUUCGGUUCUGGCAAGCAUUGCGUUGGGACAAGGAGGAAACAAAUAAAAAGCUUGUGCUGCCCCCUCCAGCCUGCGGCACAUUCUCUCUGGAAGCGGGCGUGGAAAGAACAAAUAGUUUAAUCAUUAUAAUCUCUCUCCAGCUUGA
This is a messenger RNA of Cladophialophora immunda, 991 nucleotides long. RefSeq lists its product as uncharacterized. NCBI's taxonomy places the organism in Eukaryota, Fungi, Ascomycota, Eurotiomycetes, Chaetothyriales, Herpotrichiellaceae. Bases 221 to 760 code for a protein of 179 amino acids. The transcript is spliced from 2 exons. The record is from RefSeq and is a predicted model, not a curated record.